UUUCGGUCACGUUGACCGGCUGACAAAAGUAUCGAAUCAGUCCAAUAAGAAUCCGAGUUUCAGUAUUAUAGUAACGUGUGCCGUCGCCAGUGGUAGAUAUAUUCUGUCGCAUAUCGGAUUAUGCGUACUGCGGUGCGUUUAAAAAUUAAAAACCAAUAGCAGCAGCAACAACAACAACUACAGCACAGCAACAACAAUCAUCAUCAUAAGAAAGAAGUAAAAAGUCACUGAGUGGAGACAGAGAGUGCGAACGAGCAAGCGAGAAAGAGAGUGAGUGAGUGUGUGCGAGCUAAAGUGCGAGACAGAGAAAGAUAGAGAGAAAGACAAUCAUCAGCGUUGUCGUCGUCGUCGUUGCCGUCGCCGUCGUCGUCGUUCCGUUUUGUGGUUUAGCAGCAGCAGCGUCAAAGUCAGCACAGCACAAAUAUGUCUAGCGAUUCAAGUCGACGCAUUCAGGUGCCAGACGAACUGAAGGAGGUGCUACUGCAGUUCUCCAUAGCAUAUCUGGUCGAACAGCCGGUGGAUCUGAUUGACUUUGCCGCCGAAUACUUUAACAAACUGCAGGCACAUCGCCCCAACACAACAACAAGCGACUUAAACGAUGAUAAUCAGAGCAUCAACUCACAGGAAGGCGACGCGGAACCACCAAUAGUACAAAGCUCACGUCGCAAAUCAGUUUUCGCAGAAGCAUACGAUCCGGAGGCGGACGAUGAUGAUGAGGGCGCCACCGCCGUAUUCCCCAAGACAGAUGAACAGCGGGCACGUCUCAUCGAGUCUGUGAAGAAUGUGCUGCUCUUCCGUUCGCUAGAAAAGGAACAGAUGAACCAAGUGCUGGAUGCGAUGUUUGAACGCAAGGUGCAGCCGGGCGAUUUCAUCAUACGCCAGGGCGAUGAUGGCGAUAACUUUUAUGUUAUUGAAUCUGGCGUCUACAAAGUCUACAUUAAUGACAAACACAUUAGCACCUACAAUCAUACCGGAUUAUUUGGUGAAUUAGCGCUGCUUUACAAUAUGCCCAGAGCGGCCACCGUGCAGGCAGAAACAAAUGGCCUCCUCUGGGCCAUGGAUCGUCAGACAUUCCGACGUAUCUUGCUCAAGUCGGCAUUCAAGAAGCGAAAAAUGUACGAGGAGCUGCUGAACAGCGUGCCGAUGCUAAAGGCGCUGCAGAACUACGAACGUAUGAAUCUGGCCGAUGCUUUGGUUUCCAAGACCUACGAGAAUGGUGAUCGUAUCAUUAAGCAGGGCGAUGCCGCCGAUGGCAUGUACUUUAUUGAGGAGGGCACCGUGUCGGUGCGCAUGGAUCAGGACGAUUCGGAAAUUGAGAUUUCCAAGCUGGGCAAGGGCCAAUACUUUGGCGAACUGGCGCUGGUGACACAUCGGCCACGUGCCGCAUCCGUUUACGCUACGGGCGGCGUUGUUAAGCUCGCAUUCCUAGACACGGAAGCCUUUGAGCGUAUCCUGGGCUUCCUCACCGAUGUCCUCAAGCGCAACAUACUGAUGUACGAGCAAAUGUUCACGGAAAUGGCUCGACGCAAUACGAAUCUGUGACCUGAUGCAUAUAGAGCGAUAGGCUUAGCAAGUAACAUCAUCAUCAUCACCAGGCCAAUCACAAUCACGAACUAAUUGUUUAUUGUUUUACAAUUUGUUGCUUUAAAACUUGAAUUUCAUUUCGCCAUAAAUUUAUUGUACAUCGAAAGAUGAUUAAAAAUUGUACAGUUUACAAGCAAAUAUUC
Messenger RNA from Drosophila sulfurigaster albostrigata, 1727 nucleotides. RefSeq names its product cAMP-dependent protein kinase type II regulatory subunit (gene Pka-R2). Gene Ontology annotation, molecular function: cAMP-dependent protein kinase regulator activity. Gene Ontology annotation, biological process: regulation of protein phosphorylation. Lineage: Eukaryota; Metazoa; Arthropoda; Insecta; Diptera; Drosophilidae. Gene Ontology annotation, cellular component: cAMP-dependent protein kinase complex. The record is from RefSeq and is a predicted model, not a curated record.